AUGGAUCUAGAAAUGCAUAAUACGACGUUAGACACGAUAUAUCCUCGCGAAGCGACGAUAAUGGCAGCUGCUUGCGCUUGUAUUUUUAGUAUAGUUGGUGUUUUAGGCAACUUCAUAACAACAGUGGCUCUUCUAAUGCACCCAAAGCUCCGCGGACACGUCACCACCAUGUUUGUGUUAUCUCUCUGCGUGUCAGAUCUCUUGUUUUGCAGCAUCAAUCUACCAUUGACGGCGAGCAGGUACAUAAAACAACAGUGGGUGCUCGGCCCACGCUUAUGUCAAAUGUUCGCCUUCGUGUUCUACGGCAACGAGGCGGUGUCACUGCUCUCUAUGGUUGCUAUCACUAUCAACAGGUAUACAUUGAUAGCGUACUACGACAUGUACUCGCAAAUCUAUACCACAACUAAGAUAUGGAUUCAACUGUUACUUAUAUGGCUGGUGUCCUUCGGCCUAAUGAUACCACCACUUCUCGGCAUCUGGGGUCAAUUGGGCUUAGAUCCAAAUACAUUCUCCUGCACGAUUUUACCUAAAGAGGGUAAAAGUCCUAAAAAGUACUUAUUUGUGUUUGGAUUUGCUUUACCAUGUUUGGUCAUCAUAGUGUCCUACUCCUGCAUAUACUGGAGAGUGAGGGAGAGCAAGAGGAAGCUGGAAGGACGCAGCAAACUCAGCGGUCAGACGGCAAGAGAGAAGGAAGAAGACUCACGUCUAACAACGCUGAUGUUGACAAUAUUCCUGUGUUUUCUUGCUUGCUUCCUUCCCCUAAUGAUAAUGAAUGUUGCCGACGAUGGGAUAACUUAUCCAUGGCUUCAUAUCAUCGCCUCAAUACUCGCCUGGGCUUCCAGUGUAAUAAAUCCGUUAAUAUACGCAGCUACGAAUAGACAAUAUAGGGCCGCGUUUGUUAAUUUACUUAAAAUAUGCAAAAAUAAUCCCGUAGCUCGAAGAACGACGUGGGGCAGUCGAACUGUCGGACAUUCCUCAAAUUCCCCGCAUUGUAUUGAUAAACGAAAUUUAAAAGAGAAACCUACGAAAUUG
This is a messenger RNA of Brenthis ino (lesser marbled fritillary), 1032 nucleotides long. The record is from the annotation of a GenBank genome assembly. NCBI's taxonomy places the organism in Eukaryota, Metazoa, Arthropoda, Insecta, Lepidoptera, Nymphalidae.